Molecule: messenger RNA, 1552 nt
Organism: Gossypium raimondii (Peruvian cotton)
Lineage: Eukaryota; Viridiplantae; Streptophyta; Magnoliopsida; Malvales; Malvaceae
Product: UDP-xylose transporter 1
Exons: 9
Coding region: 261-1283 (340 amino acids)
Cellular component (GO): Golgi apparatus
Molecular function (GO): UDP-xylose transmembrane transporter activity; antiporter activity
Source: RefSeq, a predicted model, not a curated record
UACAUUCUCAUACAAGCCAAAACCAACUCUCUUUCUAUCUCUCUUCUCUAAGCUAAUUUUGCAUCUCUCAAACACUCUUCUUUAUCCCUCUCACCUUUUAUUUUCGCUAGUUGUUGAUUGUUUGUAACCUGGUCUACUUUUCUGGUGAUUUUUAUGGAGUUGUAAUAGGAAAUCUCUCAGUCAAUUAUCCUGUAAACUUACUUGUACUCAUUAAAAGGGGCUCAUAAAAUUAAACUCCAUAGUUUCCACUUCUUUUCAAGAUGGGAGAGAUGUCAAGCUUCCAAUUGGGUGUUAUUGGGGCCCUGUUUCUUUCAGUUGCAUCAUCUGUCUCCAUUGUCAUAUGCAACAAAGCUUUGAUGAGCAAUCUUGGAUUCCCUUUUGCCACAACACUCACUAGCUGGCAUCUAAUUGUGACAUUUUGCACCCUUCAUGCCGCACAACGCUUCAAUCUUUUUGAAAGUAAACCCAUUGACAUGAAGACCGUGGUGCUCUUUGGCAUCCUCAAUGGCGUUUCCAUUGGACUUCUCAACUUGAGCCUUGGGUUUAACUCCAUUGGAUUCUAUCAGAUGACCAAACUUGCAAUCAUACCAUUCACUGUAUUAUUGGAAACCAUCUUCCUUAAAAAGCAAUUCAGCCAAAACAUAAAGUUGUCCCUCUUACUUUUACUUGUUGGAGUUGGCAUUGCUUCCAUAACUGAUCUGCAACUCAAUUUUGUCGGGACAAUCCUUUCUCUCCUCGCCAUUAUAACCACCUGCGUUGGCCAAAUUCUGACAAACACAAUACAGAAGAGGUUAAAUGUGUCUUCAACGCAGCUGCUCUACCAGUCAGCCCCAUUUCAAGCAGCAAUUCUUUUUGUCUCAGGCCCUUUGGUAGAUCAAUUACUCACCAAACAAAAUGUGUUUGCUUAUAAUUAUUCUCCUAUAGUCUUGGCAUUUAUCAUCCUCUCUUGCAUUAUUUCAGUAUCUGUCAAUUUCAGUACAUUUUUGGUUAUUGGCAAGACAUCCCCAGUGACAUAUCAAGUUCUUGGUCACCUCAAGACUUGCCUGGUUCUUACCUUUGGCUAUACAUUGCUGCAUGACCCUUUUACAGACAGGAAUAUCGUUGGAAUCCUCAUUGCCAUUUUUGGGAUGGGCUUGUAUUCCUAUUUUUGCACCCAAGAGAACAAAAAGAAACAAGCUGAUCCUUUGGGGUCACAGAUGAAAGAAAAGGAUGCAGCACCAUUUCUGGGUCCACAGAAAGAAGGCCAUGAAGUUAAAAACUUGAACAAAGAUUCCCUUGUCUAAAACAAAACAGGGUUUUUUGUGUAUUAAGGUGUUGUUUCCAACAUUUUGUACCCAAGCGUAAACCAGUUUUUGAUUCUUUAAAUAAACCACGCAUUCCCACAGUUCAUUUCUAUGUUCUCUUUCUCAGCACAUAGUAACAGUUAUGGAAUCAUUAGCAAAUUGUAAUUGAUCAGCUUCAUAUUUGUUACUAUUAUUUCUUUGCCUGUAAAAAUUUAUAUACUUAAAUGAAAUUAAAGCCCCACUUUCUUUCUUCUUUGGCAAAAAAAUAA